AUGGGAUUAUUGUUCUCUGAUACAUUCAAGCACUGGUUUUCUAAUAGGGAAACAAGAAUACUAAUGUUGGGCCUCGACGCAGCGGGAAAAACUACUGUUUUAUACAGAUUAAAACUAAAUGAAAAUGUUAUGACAAUCCCAACAAUUGGAUUUAAUGUUGAGACAAUUGAGUUCAAGAACUUUAAUAUGAACAUCUGGGAUGUUGGAGGCCAAGAUAGGAUCAGAGCAUUAUGGAGACAUUAUUACAAUAAUUCACAAGGACUUAUUUUUGUUGUUGAUUCAAACGACUACAGAAGACUAGAUGAAGCAUGUGAAGCAUUGCACAAGUUAUUGGAAGAAGAUGAGAUGAGGGAUGCGAUUUUACUUGUGUAUGCUAAUAAACAAGACUUGCCUAAUGCAGUAAAGCCGCAAGAACUAUGA
Molecule: messenger RNA, 420 nt
Organism: Trichomonas vaginalis G3
Lineage: Eukaryota; Parabasalia; Trichomonadida; Trichomonadidae
Product: GTP binding
Exons: 1
Coding region: 1-420 (139 amino acids)
Biological process (GO): intracellular protein transport; vesicle-mediated transport
Cellular component (GO): cytoplasm
Molecular function (GO): GTPase activity; GTP binding
Source: RefSeq, a predicted model, not a curated record